UACCGCGACGUCAGUGUCUCCGUGUCUGAGCGGAGCUGAGCAGCAGCAGCAGCAGCAGCGUCACUGCCUCACGGCAUCAGAGGCACCGCGGACGUUUAGACGAAGAGGACACGUCGUCUGGACAGCUGCCGUAAGAGUCUAAGCGAAACCACAGAUUUAAAGGCUCAAGCAAACCAAAGAUGGAGAUUACCAGCGGAGCAUCCCUCAGAAGGACUUCACCGGCUGUGGACACAAAAAGUAGAUGUUUGCAUUGAAGGGGCCCGACGAGUGCGCAGGAGAGGAGGUAGUAACAGGUGCCGCGUGCCAAGGUGAAUUUGGAGGUGUGGAAGAGAGCUGAAGAUCAUGGGCAAAUCAAACAGCAAGCUCAAGCCAGAAGUGGUGGAGGAGUUGACAAGAAAAACCUACUUCACAGAAAAAGAAGUUCAGCAGUGGUAUAAAGGCUUCAUCAAGGACUGUCCCAGCGGACAGCUGGACGCCGUGGGCUUUCAGAAGAUAUACAAGCAGUUCUUCCCUUUUGGAGACCCCACCAAGUUCGCUUCAUUUGUCUUUAAUGUAUUUGAUGAAAAUAAGGAUGGCCGCAUCGAGUUCUCCGAGUUCAUCCAGGCCCUGUCAGUGACCUCCAGGGGAACUCUGGAUGAGAAGCUUAGAUGGGCCUUUAAAUUGUACGAUCUGGACAAUGACGGCUACAUAACUCGGGAUGAAAUGUUGAACAUUGUAGAUGCCAUUUAUCAGAUGGUGGGAAACACUGUGGAGCUGCCAGAGGACGAAAACACUCCAGAAAAGAGAGUAGACCGCAUUUUUGCAAUGAUGGACAAGAAUGCAGAUGGGAAGCUUACUCUCCAGGAGUUUCAGGAAGGUUCAAAGGCAGACCCUUCUAUUGUCCAGGCACUGUCCCUCUAUGAUGGACUCGUGUAGGAAUGGAUGGCGAGUGAAGGAAGAUGAGCUGGAACGCUCCUCUGCCCCUCGAUCCCAGGUCAUUCCUUUAAAUCUGUUAACGCAGUAGAACUCCUAUUCCAUCCGAGCCGACCGUGGAAAACAGAAGAAAAGAGUGGAAGCCGCUGUCGGCUCACAGUUUGUUCUCAUGAAUUAUUCAAAUGGCCCACUUGUUUACUGGCAGUGUAAUAUUGUUGCAGUAGCGAAUAAAGAUGGAAACAGCCCUCACAUCUCACUGCCUAAUGUAAUGCACUGGCUGCUGCCAAUUGUGGCUGACAUCCUGCUCGGUGUUUUGUCAAGUGUGAAGCGAGCUUGUGAAGACAUAUGCAUUCUGUGUAAAAGCUCUGUUUGGUUGCUAUCUAGCUAGCACCAAACACAUCCAGGUGUUAUGACCCUGCUCUGGUGAUCCGUCUCUUAACUCUUCAGAUGGGUCCAAUUAACGCCCUCCUGCUUUUUGCACGCCGACGCCUGCCCAUCACAUCCUAAUCACCCAAAACAAGGACUACAAACUUUUACUGCACAGGCAUGCAGCCACUGCGUCCUCUUGUUUGUGCUCCAUAAAGAUAGCAAACAUAAAUUUCCUCUGAUGUAAUGGAGAAUGCUAAGUUGCUCAGCCAACCCCAGUCAUCAAUCAGUGCUUCUACAGCUGCGCAGCACACCAGCGUCGUAGACUGCGUUCCAACUUCUCUGGGAGCGAAGUGCUGGAUAAUCCGAGGAACGGGAUCCCUCAGUGAUGCUUGAGUUCUUACAUCCAUCAUCAGAACAGCUCAGAAGGACCAUCCUGCUGCUGCUUCAUCCACACUCAGAGAGACUCUACAUCUCACGCCGGAAAAAUGUGUUAGACAACACUGAAUUAAAACUACGAAGCAGUAAAAUGUGCUGCAUAUUAUAAUGUAAAUAUAAUGGUAAUUUAUUUUCUGCUUUGCUGCAUUUAUGAGACUUUCCUCAUAAAUAUAGAAUGAUUUUUAUUUUUGUUUUUAUCAAAGGUGUUGAAAUGUGUUGCACUGUAUUUUUCAUUACCGUGGUGGGAGCAUUCUUUUUCUCUCAUUCAGAGGUUCGUUUUUCCUGAGAGAAGAGGAAUGUUUAAGAAGCACAGAGUUUUCUAAGGGUGAUUUUUAUUGCGUUUGCUGUCUGUGCACCCUGUUGUGUUUUAAUUUCCCUGUUAGCAUGAGUGUAUACUAUUGACCCUGUUGCACAACUACAUCCUGAAUGACACGGCCUGAACAACAGAGAGCAUUCCCACAGCUUUACAUCAGAAUUGAUGCCGGGCGUUUCUUUUUGAGAGCGCCGCACUCCACCCUUGGCAACACAAAGCCCGGGUCACCAAGAGGCGCAAACAAGACAUCAGCUUUGGUUGUAAAGCUUUAGUGAGGGCUGUUUUUUGUCCUGUGAAAAGCCAGAGCAUGUGAUAAUUCUUUUUUUUAACAUGUAGAUUAUUUAUUUUAGAACAUUUCAGUGUUUUUCAACCUCACUAAUAGUUUUUUGCAUUAAGCAAAUUAUGAUUUACUAGAUUAUCUGUUCAUCAGUGUAAGAGCACAGAAUAAAAUGCAUUUAAGUGAUAUUUAUAUUUCUGAUUUUAGGUUUGAAUGGAUAUAAAGCAGUGUUUCCUUUUUCUAUAGCAGUAUUUGGGAUUAAUUUAAGGGGCUUUUUGUAUUGUAACUGUUCAAAUGUUUUUUUUUUAGAAUUUCAAAUACCUGGAUUAUAUUCCUAUUUGGAGAAUAUUAUUGAAGUUUGCACAGAUCGCAUUAAGGCAGAAAUGGGAUGUGUUCUGGGUUCAGUGUUGCACUGUGCAACAUUACAUGUAAUGAAAAGUGUCAUGUUAAGCUUUAUUGCCUGUUAUUGCCUUGCAACAUAGAAUUUAACAUGCCAUCUUACUCUGUAGUGUAAGCCUGCGCUGUAUGGCCGUGAAAUGAACAAUGAAGUGUAUAAAACUGUGGCAUGUUGCAGCAAUGGAUGAAUUACUGAGACCUGUCAGCUUUUGAGUUUCUUCUGCCGCAUUUCUGAUCAAAGACAGAUGAGAUCCCAGAGGAGUGAAAAAUCCAGAUUUUUAACUGUUCUGUCAUUUUAACCCCAUCCUCCCAGUUUUUUUAGCAUGUGAUACUAAAAAGUGCAGUAAAACACAAGUGUGUUUGAAAAAAACCCCGCAAGCCUUGUGAUUAAA
Cyprinodon variegatus (sheepshead minnow) is the source of this 3094-nucleotide messenger RNA. RefSeq names its product neuronal calcium sensor 1 (gene ncs1b). The transcript has 9 exons. NCBI's taxonomy places the organism in Eukaryota, Metazoa, Chordata, Actinopteri, Cyprinodontiformes, Cyprinodontidae. The coding region runs from base 343 to 915 and encodes 190 amino acids. The record is from RefSeq and is a predicted model, not a curated record. Gene Ontology annotation, molecular function: calcium ion binding; calcium sensitive guanylate cyclase activator activity.